CGUGGCACUAUAGUUGUUGGUCUGGAUCAGGCCAACUGACAGCGAACAAACGGCCGCAUUCCGACGGUUAUGAACGUUCGCCUGGCUGUUCAAUUCAACUCGUUACCGGCUGAGUUUUGUAUUUUUUAAUCACAUUAAUCUGGUAGUAAUACUCCUGAUCAGAGGUGUCUCCAUUUGAUUGUUUACGUUUUCAAAAGCAACCCCAAAAUGUAUGAACGACAAGUCUGUACAAAAAUACUCCGCGACUAAAGCAUUAUUAUUAGCCUUAAGGGGCAGUUAAUAAAAUAUUGCCCCGGUGUCUAUCUUGUGUUUGCCAUUUGGGUAAAUGCAGACGACAGAUUCCACACAAAAAAAUAUUUAGAGAUUUAGCGACGCCGAGCUGUGACCACGUCCAUGAUAAUAAUAUGUAUACAUACGAACAUCGUCGUUUGAGUCGUUUAAAACAUUACAAUUGCAUUAAAGGUUAUAGUAUAAUUAAAUGAGCGACAGAAAUAUAAAUGAGUUUAUAGCGAAAGUGCGGCUAGCGUCGGCGGUGGGCAAGCCUAGCGGUGUAUUGUGGAAGAGACAGAAGCGACAGACCAGAGGCACACAAUAUGUGUUGGCUCUCGCCGAAAAGGAGGCAGUAUUCUUCAAGCUAAAUCAUGUAAUGUAAGCGGCGAAAGGAAAGCGAUUUCGUCUUUUCGUCAAUUAAAGAAUAAUCCCUCGAUCGGACGAACCAUGUCCAAGCCAGGGGAGAAAAACAGAUUGAACGAAGACCAUGGCAGAAAGCAGAGUUCAAGUUUGGCGAACGGCAUGGACAGUCAUCCCGUCUGCGGCUCGGCGGCGGAGAAGCGGAGUCACUGGAGAAGUUACAAGUUGAUUAUCGACCCGGCGCUGAAGAAGGGACCGCACAAACUCUACCGCUACGAUGGACAGACUUUCAACAUGCCCAACCCCGGGAUACCACCGGUGGACAUCGUCCGAGACCCGAGGAUCGGUCGUCUCUGGACUAAGUACAAGGAGACGGACCUACCGGUGCCGACAUUUAAGAUCGACGAGUGUUACAUCGGCCCGGUGCCCCCGAAGGAGGUGACGUUCGCCCGGCUCAACGACAACAUUCGGGAAGGAUUUCUUACCGACAUGUGCAAAAAAUUUGGGGAAAUCGAGCACGUGGAGAUCUUGUACAAUCCGAAGAACAAAAAGCAUCUGGGGGUGGCCAAAGUAGUUUUUGAGAAUGUGAAGGCCGCCAAAGUGGCGGUGCAGUCGCUCCACAAGACAUCUGUUAUGGGAAACUUCAUCCACGUGGAGCUGGACCCGAAAGGUGAGAAUCGUCUGAGAUACUUCCAGCUCCUGAUGAACGGCAGCUACACUCCGCAGACCUUGCCUGUUGGGGGAGAGGAGGCCCGGGAAGUUUCCCCUCGUAGCCUGGCAGAAGCCCUACUGGCCUGCGAGCCCAUCCGCAGGUUGUCGGAGAGCAGUGUGUCUGCUGUUGGAGGAACAUUGCCUCCUAGCAGCUCCACCACUCCUUUGUCCCUGGAGACGGGCUACUCCAGCCUAAGGCAGGACACACCCCAGUCCCAGGGAACCCCUCAUACCCCACGCCAGUCAGGUACGCCCUUCUCUCAAGAGUCCAAUUUCUCCAGUCGUCAGUCCACCCCGGUGUACCAGUCCAGCCGGGCCGAGAGCUCUGGGGCUUACAAACCUCGCAGACACGAGAGUAAGUUCCAGGAUGCGUACAACCGCAGACCGGAGCGGCCUCAGUACCGCAGCAACAUGUACAGAAGUACAACUUCUGAGCAGGCUCCCUUCAAACAGCACCAACUCACCCCACCUGAACCUCCACCCUCCACUCCCUCCUUCACCUACACACCGCCUCUCCCUGCUACGCCCAACUUCAAGUCCGCCUUCUCGCCCUACCAGGCUCCUUUGCCCCCCGCGUUCCCCCCUUCAGAGCCUGCUUUCCAUAACCCAGCCCAAAGGGAGGGUGAGUACCUUCGACCCCCGGAGCCUCCCCUGGCAGCUGCCACUGACUUUUUGCCCGUCAAGGAGAGACCAGAAACUCCUCCAAUCCCAGAGCCCCCGCCCGAGCCCGAGCCCCAUCCGACCACCCCUCCUCCUCAAACACCAGAGCACUGCCCCUCACCUGGCUCCCCCACACUUGAUCUGGAGCGCAAUAGCCUGGAUUCCCGCAUUGAGAUGCUCCUCAAGGAGAAAAGGACAAAACUGCUGCCGUUCCUGGAGGAGCGAGACUCGGACACUGAGGUGCGUAUGGAGGGAAGUCCGAUUUCCUCCUCGUCCUCUCAGCUAUCCCCAAUUCCCCCUUACACAAGCGGCUCCCAAGGUGGCCAGCAAAACUCCCGUCCCUCGAGCACAGGCUUGGAGGAUAUCAGUCCGACCCCAUUGCCAGAAUCGGAAGAUGAAGAUCCAAUUCCCGGAACUGCCUCCCUGAUCAAGAGAAUCAGUUCUCCGGUCCAGGAAACGAUGAGCAACAGUGACCUCAAAGAUGGACAUUUUCGAGGCCACACUCCCACUGAAGAAAUUGAAAUGGGUCAUCAGUCGUCAGGUGAAGACAUGGAGAUUUCCGACGAUGAGAUGCCCGGGACGCCAAUCAGCGGCGAAGACUGUGGCAAGGGCAUUGUCAUGAACUCUGCCGUGUCCCCGAUGCAGUCCAUUUCCAUCCCUCCCCCCGGCUUCCCUCCUCUCCCGCACCAGGUCGGCUUCCAGAUCUCACAUCACCACUUGGCCGGUCACUCUGCCGUGUCAGGACAUCCUCACCUGGCCGGUCAUCCUGGAGUGCCUCACCAUAUGCUGCCACCCAUGAACCCCUACGCUCAUAGCAUGAUGCCGCUGGUGCAGAUGGAGCUGAUGAACUGCUUGCGGUGGGAACAGUGGAGCACUGUUCCCAUGUCCUUCCAGAUGCAGCAGCAGAUGCUGAGUCGCAUGGCUCAGACCAGAGGUCCCUAUCAAUAUCCACAUUUUAUGGACAGCGCUGCGUCUGGGCCCUAUGGGGCACCCUACCAGCCUGUGACGUUGGCAGCUACACCUGCUGCCGGCGCAGCAGCACCCGAACAACAAUGGCAGCAUCCCAGUAUACCAAAGUUCAACCCUACUGUUCCUCCUCCUGGAUAUGAGACAAAAAAGGAGGAUCCCCACAAGGCCACCGUUGACGGUGUACUGCUGGUCAUUGUCAAGGAGCUGAAGGCCAUCAUGAAGAGGGACCUCAACCGCAAAAUGGUGGAGGUGGUGGCUUUCAGAGCCUUUGAUGACUGGUGGGAAAAGAAGGAACUCUCAGCAAAGGUAUCUUUGACUCCAGUGAAGGGCACCGAGGGGAAGGAAGAAGAAAGGCCCAAACCCAAAGAGACGAUGGGUUCAAGUCUGCUGGAGAACUGGAACAAGGGCGAGGGGCUGGGCUACGAGGGAAUUGGCCUUGGAAUCAGUUUACGAGGGGCCAUCCGCCUGCCCUCCUUCAAGGUGAAAAGGAAGGACCCGCCUGAGGCUGCAGCGGCAGGCGACAACAAACGAGCACGGCCCUCCACGCCAGUGGACGACGAGCUGGAAGAUGAAGACCGGGAUCGAGACCCAGCAGAGCUCCCGUUGGACGAUUCCAAAAUGGACGCCGACAGUGCGUCGGGGAAGCGACGGCACUCGCGGCCACUUGAACUGGACAGCGAGGGAGAGGAGGAGGUGGACACCUCAGGAAAGGAAGAGGAGUCAUUGUCCGACAGAGAGGAGGAGCCUGAUAAAACUCAGGCUACAGAUAGGCUGUCAUCGGGAAAAGAGAGUGGCGACGAGGAGGGUGAUGAUGAAGACUCAUCCAGUGAGAGCGCCUCCUCAGAUUCGUCUGAUGAAGAAGGGGAGAACUCGGCUUCCUCCAAAGCCACCUCAGACUCCUCAGCAGAAAGCGCAGACUCCUCUGAGUACGAGUUGAGCUCGGAAGAGGAAGAGGAUGAGGAGGAAGAAGAGGAGGGGGCGGCGGCAGUACAAGAUGUAGAGGUUGAAGGCAAAGAAGCAGUGACCUCCUCGUCCUCUUCAUCUUCAUCAAUUUCCUCUUCUGAUGAAGACGAAGGGAAGGCAAAGACCAAGGCCCCAUGCCCUCCUUCGGGGACGGUCCCAGAGGAUAUGGAGGAGCACAGGAGCAGAGAGGAGCUAAGCAGCAAACCCAAAAGCAGACCUCCUAGUCCUGAGGCGGAGGUGACGGAGGACCUGAAGCCUCCAUCCCCCAAAGCCAUCCCAGUCCAAGAGCAAGACAUCAGUGUCGACUGUAACAUUCCUGCAGUGAAGGAGCAUGUAGCAAACCUUCGGCCACCCACUCCCACGGGCGCCCUGCCCGACAGCGACCAGGAGACAAAAGACAAAGGUAAAGCGGAGCCUCAGGAAGUACCCUGCACCCCCGGUCGAUUAGCCCUAUCCCAAGUAGACACUAACACACCUGCCCCCAAAUCUCUCUCUGCAUCUUUAAUGCACCUCCCUCUCCCUCCUCACCCGGCUGUAGAAGGUCGAUCCCUGCUUCAUCCACCCCCUGGUCCCCUGCCUGACCUCCCUCAGCGGGCCAGGCUCCCCACAGACGAGGACAUCCCCCGCACGCCGGGCAGGGACCUGAUGGAGCGCGCCCGAAGUCUGGGCAAGUCCCAGAGCACGGAGACCGUGCCCAUCACACCUGGUAGUGAUGCCCCACUGACGGGUAGCAGCCUAUUGCUUAGCUCCCCUCACAUCCCCGCUAGCCCCUUUUCCUACCCUGUGCAAUCCCCUGUCCUUAGUGCUGGAGUCCCCCGCACUCCAGGAAGAGACUUAACAUUCACCCCUGUCUUCCCUGACCCCACAGCACUGGCUUUUAAUAGGAAAAUAUCCACUGAGAGCCUGGAUGAGAGACCUGUUUUCAAGGAGCCGCCCAUCAGCACUCUGCCUAGCCAGGCCCCAUCAGCUGGAGCAGAGCAUUCGGUCAGUGUCCCUGAAGAUCUGCCCACUGGUCUCACCGUCGACGUCCCUGUGCCAUCAGAUACUGCCCCAUCAAAGAAGAAACCUGGACGACCCAAAGUCAAAAAGACUCCAGCUGUCUCUGCAGCUGAUGAGUCUUUGGAGCUCUCGUCUGAGUCCACCCUUCUGCCUCACGAAGCACAACUCGGCGAUCUAUCCACACAAACAAUCUCCGCCAUCUCCGCCAAGUCCCCUCACCACCCGAGCCUGGACUUCAGGGAAGGAGAGGUGAAGCCCCAGACGGUCAUACCAGACGAGGACGGCUUCCUGUCCUACGAAGACGAGGCGCCUGUGAUCGUGAAGCCGACCCGGAGGGCACGGCGAGGCUGGGAGGAGCUGCUGCUGGGCAGCCUGUCCCCCGUCACCUCGCCACACCGGCCGUACUUCAAUCCACGCUCUGAGUUUGAGGAGAUGACCAUCCUGUAUGACAUCUGGAACGAAGGCAUCGACGACGAAGACAUGCGGCUACUGCAGAUCACUUAUGACAAGAUGCUCCAGCAGGAUAACGGCAACGACUGGCUCAACGACACCCUCUGGGUCAACCAUCCUUCUACUAACAUCCCAAGAGUGAAGAAAAAGAGACGAGACGACGGCAUGAGAGACCACAUGACUGGCUGCGCGCGAAGCGAGGGAUACUACAAGAUCGACAAGAAGGACAAGAUCAAGUACCUCCAGAGCACCAAGCUGCAGUAUGAGGAGCCGCCGUUCGACACGCAGGGUAUGAGUAUUCCCGCACAGGUCCACGCCUCCACCAGAGCUGGCUCGGAGCGGCGGUCGGAGCAGCGGCGGUUGUUGUCCUCGUUCGCGUGUGACAGUGACCUGCUGAAGUUCAACCAGCUGAAGUUCCGUAAGAAAAGGAUCCGAUUCUGCAAGUCACACAUCCACGACUGGGGUCUGUUUGCUAUGGAGCCCAUCGCCGCGGAUGAAAUGGUGAUAGAGUACGUGGGACAAAACAUCAGACAGGUGAUCGCGGACAUGCGGGAGAAGCGCUACGAGGAGGAGGGCAUCGGCAGCAGCUACAUGUUCCGCGUUGACCACGACACGAUCAUCGAUGCUACAAAGUGUGGCAACUUCGCCCGUUUCAUCAACCACAGCUGCAAUCCCAACUGUUAUGCAAAGGUGAUCACAGUGGAGUCUCAAAAGAAGAUUGUGAUCUACUCUAGACAGCCCAUUAAUGUCAACGAGGAGAUCACUUACGACUACAAGUUCCCCAUCGAGGACGAGAAGAUCCCCUGUUUGUGUGGGGCAGAGAACUGUAGGGGAACGCUGAAUUAAUGUUCCAGGUGAGGUUCCAAUGUUCUCCAGGUUGGAAAAGUACUGGCCUAGAAAAUUCAUUUAUUCAAGUUUUCAAGACCAGCACAUGUUGAGGAACCGACGAGGGAAGGUCAUUUUUUUUGAUCGAGGAGAAGAAAGCUGCAAGUCGUCCGUACGGCCCUCUUCACACAUUAAACUCUAGAUUGUUUACGAUUUAUGGUGCUCUUGAAAUAAAAAAAACGCAUCGUUUUUUUUUUUUACGUCUGCCAGUGACCCAGAACUUAAUUAAACACUUGAUUUGCUGGUGCAGCAUUUCAUCCUCUCAGCUCGGGACAGUAUUUCAGCUCCUUUCACAUCCCCUCCUGGUUUGUACAGUUUUACACUUCUUUUUAAACAAUCUUGUUUGUCUCAUAAGCUUUACGUACACACGUGGUACAGAAAAACAAACAAACAAACAACACAUGUUCAGCUGCUUACGAACACUGCUGAGACGCACAAGCCCGCCAGGAAAACGCCUCUCUUUGGGAGAAGACGUGGUCGGGCCUCUGAGCAGAUGGGAAGGCGGCGGAGUGUCGCGGCCCUGCUUUCCCACUCCUACCUCCUCUACACCGCUUUCCUUGGAUGUGAAUCAAACUGAUGGGAAAAGAAACACAAAUGGUUGAAUCCUGCCACAAAAUCUGGAAUAUUUGGAAAUCACGACCUGCUUGUACCAGCCAAUAAUGGAUCACGCUGCUUCCUAUUAGUUUAUGCAAAAAAAGUUAAAGAUGACGUGCAACAUUUGUAUUCCUGAUAGUCCAUUGUUUUCCAGUUUUGUUUCUGUAGCUCUCCUCUUUCUAGUUUCUUCAAAGACACUAUCUACUGUGUGUGUGUGUGUGUGUGUGUGUGUGUGUGUGUGUCCGUGUGAGAAUUUGAGUGCACUACCCCCUGUAGGCCACAGCAUAGUAUGCCGCGCAGUCGUGCAGAGUGAGAAAUACAAAAGUGAAUCAACUUUCUCUCUGCAUCCACUGGGCAGCGUAUGAAAACACAUAAAUAACAUUUCCUUAUUUUAAGUGCCAUAUGAAUGUGUAACUGUCUUUGUUAAACGUGAGCCGGUGGCGGACAUGGAAGUCAUACAUGCCGCCGAGGGCUGUUAACAUGCAUGUGUAAAGAAUUGCUGCCUAUUUUUGUCACCGCGCGGAUGUUUGGCUGAUGAUGAUGUUUUUGGAUUCCUUCAUCUGUGUCUGGGAUGGCCGUCUCAUGUUUGUGUCCUUUUCAACUAUAACACUUAUUACUCGACCAGUGUUCAAAGUUUCCCCGUGAAACAGGAGUGUUAUGACAACCCAGCAGCCCUCCUGCAAGGGUUGUUCUUUCUUUAUGAUCUCAUUAAGGAAAACAAAAUAGUAAAUGCACUAGAGGCACUUCUGCUUUACCGCCAAUCAUAUCCCCCCUUCAAGACCAAGUCAGUCACUGCUUUUCAUUCAGUUGGAUCGAUUAAGAAGAGUUUCUCUUCUUCUUUUCACCAGUGAUGUUUAUAUUGUAUAUGAUAACUUGUACAGAAGAUCUAAAGCUUUUUUUCCUCCUUUUUUUAUCUUCAUAAGGGUAACACUUUUAAGAUGCAUCUUUCUCUCUCUCUCUCUUUUUCCUUUUUUUUUUUUUUAAACAAAAGAUUGAGUAUUUAAAAGUAUUUUCAGGGAUCUGUAAAAGGAAUCUGAAGGUUUAAAAGGGUUGUUUAUUUGAAGCAAAAGGCCCACUGUGUAAAGGAAACGUCUCCACCUCCCUUUUUGUAAGAUUGUUUCUUGUAGAAACGUCUUCGUUUUCUGCCCAUUUGCUUUGUAAUCCUAAAAUGUGUACAUACAGUAACUGUGAAUACUAUAUGAAAAUAUAUAGAUAUAUAUAUUUUUGUUCCCCUGGGAUUUGCUACGUGAACACAGCUCAGAGAUCUGUGUAACAUAUGAGGAGAGCAAUGAGCUGGUAGCAGGAAAUUCAGCUUGUGUCAAGCUUUGUUUUUGUUUUUUAUUUUCUGUUGUAACUUCUAUGAAAAGUUGUUUGCGGUGUGGAGAAAAAACAAAAAGGUGCAGAAUCGGCAUGGGAAGAGGAUUGAAGCAUCAGCCUGUUUCUCAUGUCUAUUUAUUACACAACAAAUGUAUGAAAAUGGAAAAAAAUUGGAAAUAAAGCAAUUUUGCAUACA
Cyclopterus lumpus (lumpfish) is the source of this 8374-nucleotide messenger RNA. RefSeq names its product SET domain containing 1B, histone lysine methyltransferase a (gene setd1ba). Bases 718 to 6228 code for a protein of 1836 amino acids. Gene Ontology annotation, cellular component: Set1C/COMPASS complex. Gene Ontology annotation, molecular function: protein binding; RNA binding; histone H3K4 methyltransferase activity. The record is from RefSeq and is a predicted model, not a curated record. The transcript is spliced from 18 exons. NCBI's taxonomy places the organism in Eukaryota, Metazoa, Chordata, Actinopteri, Perciformes, Cyclopteridae.